GACCUGGAGGAGAGGGCGACGGGAGGGGAGUGGGCGGGCAGCCCCUCCCUGGGAUGACGUUCCUGCAGCCCUGGGGCUCCACGGCGGGUCUAUCCGCUCUCUGCCUCCUUGUCCCUCCCCGCCGGGGCCGAAAGGACGGCGGCGCCUCCCGGAGUUUCCUGUCCCUCAGAUUCUCUGGAUCCAGUCUGCUGCCGGCCGGGCUGCAGCCGGGGGAGUUGGAGGCAGGCCCCCUCGCCACUUAGAGCGAUGCCGGGCGGCAGAAGGGAGCCGGGUCGGAGUCCUGGGUAGCAGGAGAAGCAGGGAAGAGGGGAGGGAAGGGAAGGUCUGAAGAAGAGGCUCAGGGCGGCAGGAGAACCGAUGGAGCCGGGGCCAGUGGACGCCUGGGACCCGUACCGCCGCCCGGCGCGCCGUACGCAGUGGCUGGUAAGCGCCCUGGCCCAUCACUACCGUCUAGACCGAGGUGUGGAAAACGAAAUCGUGGUGCUGGCCACUGGGCUGGACCAGUACCUGCAGGAGGUCUUCCACCACCUGGACUGCAAAGGGGACGGCCGCCUGCCCGGGGAGGACUUUCGCGUACUGUGCAGGGUGCUGGGGCUCCAGCCCGGGGCCGGCCUGGGCACUGAGGGGGGAUGCAGCGAGGAAGAGGAGGACGAGGAGGAGCGCGCCGCGCUCUGGGACGACCUGGUCCCGGAACUCACCUUCCGCCAAUUCCACGCCCGCCUCUGUGGCUACUUCAGCACCCGAGCCGGGGCACGGGAGGGGCCCGAGGGGAGCCGACUGCCGGUGGGGCCCGAGAGUGAGCACAUCGAGACCCAGAUCCGGCUGCGCAGCCCCCUGCGCCGGCGCCGGGAGCGGCCCGGGGCGUCUGCCGUCCCGGCGGCGUCCGGGCGCACCAGGAGCUCCCCUCCCGCCACAGGAGUCGCGGGCACGGGCUCCACGGGCUGCUCGCGGGAGUGCUACGAGGAGGUGGUGGCCCUGGAGCAGGCGGAGGACCGGGUGGCCAAGCUGGAGGAGGAGAACGCCAGCCUUCGGGAGCUGGUGGAGGACAUGAGAGCUGCCCUCCAGAGCAGCGACGCGCGCUGCCUGGCACUGCAGGUGGGACUCUGGAAGAGCCGUGCCAGUCACAAGCAAGAUGGCGGCUGCCUUCCUGGGCCCAGGACACUGUCCAGCCACGGGGGUCCCCAGCCCACCAAAGGCCUGCAGAACAUGCUAAAGGAAGUGGAGCUGAUCCGGAGCUCCAGAGACGGUCAGAUCGAAGAGGCGAUUCAGGUCAAUCAGGAAUUGGCCAAGGAGCUGAGGCAGUGCCAGGAGGCCCUGGCAGCCUCUGAGGACUGCAACCGUCACCUCAAGAAGGAGCAGGCAGAAAUGAGGAAGAAAGUGGAAGAGGCCAGGCAGGCGGUGCUGAGCGGCCUGGGGAAAGUGAGGGAGCUGGAAGCCCAAGCCACCCAAGUGCUGCAUCUACAGAUGUGCGUCCAGCAGUUGGAAAUGGAGCUACAGUAUUACAGGUCAGAGAUCAGGAAACUACCAACCCCAAUGAAUGAUCAGAAAAUGCCACAAGAAGAUGCUGAAUCUGAAACUGAAAGGGCUUCUUCUCCUGGGCAGCCAGAUGGAAUCUCUCCCCCCGAAGGGGCAGGAGCUGCAGAAAACAGUAUAAGCUGCAGCUAUGCUGAUGAAGGAGAUGAGCAGCUGUUCCGCUCUGUGGAGGGUCAGGCAGCCUCUGAUGAAGAGGAAGAAAAGUGGCCUCGGGAGCAGCAGAGCCAGGUAGCUGAAGUGAAGAAGCUACUGGCCCGCAUUUCGAGUUGUGGGAGCGGGUGUGAUGACAAAACGGCCAAGAAGCUCAUGUCCUACUUCGGCCACUUUGGGAGUGAUGAACACACCAGCGCCCUGGGGGAGCUGGGGGAGCAGAUCGUCACUCUGACGGAGCAGCUAGGGAACAUGGGGCAAGACGUGAAGGUGCUUGACACUGGUGACCAGGAGGUGAAGGAGCCACUUCUCAGUGAAAUUCAGCAGAAGGCAGAAGAGAGUGAGCUGCUGAAGAUGGAGUUACAAAUGCUCGAGACGGAGCGAGUCCGGCUGUCCCUGGUGGAAGAAAAGCUGAUGGACGUCCUCCAGCUUCUCCAGAGGCUUCGGGAUUUGAACAUAUCAAAAAGAGUCUUGGGGAAAAUGUUGCUGAACACCUUGGAAUCCUGUCAGGACCCCCAACAUGAGAAGGCCCACACCUUCGAAGUCCUAGAUGCCUUGUACCAGACACUGGCUAGCUGUGAACUCCUACAGAAGCAGCCUUUGGAGCAGGCCCAGGCACCCCAGGCCCUUGCUAACCAGCUCAUCAUCUCCUGUUGAGCAUCAGUGUCCUUUGCAGCUCUGCAGAGACCUGCCCCGAACCAGGCUUUGGAUCUGUAGCCAUCAGACUGUUCAAAUACAAGUGGACAUCCCUGCUGGACCCACACUGUACAGGACCUCUGCCAAGGGACCCCUUCCUCUUGGACACUUGAUUGCCCUCUGGGCCCUCCCUAGGAUAAAGUGUUCAGUGGCCACUGGGUCUCCCAUUGCUGAUAAGACACCAUUCCCACCUCCCAGGUUAUACUGUGGAGGACAAGGCUGGGCCCAGACCUGGUCUGAGAAGCUGAUGGAGCCGCACGAGCCACUGAGCCAACACCUGCAUCUGUGAUCGAGGCUGCCCUAGUCAGGGCCCUCCUGCCUGGGAGACUUCUUCUCUCUCUUUGAUGGCAUGGUGCACUUCACCUGCACAUUGAUCAUUUUCCUGGCCGGUCUUAUCUAGCCUCCCAAUUUAUGCUGAUAAAUCUCAGAUUAAAGCAGCCAGAGCUUUGCUGACAGCCUGGACCUCCUGCAACCCCUUGCAGCUUAUGGAGUGUGUGGCCUCCCUCCCACCAUAAGAGUCCCUCCCUUCCCAGUCUGGGAUCCCCUCCCUUAAAACCAUUGAAGCCGGACAGCAACCUAGAUGCAUAGCCAGCACUGUCCUAGGCACUGAUGGGGGAGGGGAGAACAAAAAAUAAAAAGAUACCCCUGCCCAUGAGAAAUUUACAAGCUGCUUGGAGCCCUGGCUUCCCAUGUGGAGAACAGUUAAGGGAUCAACUGUGUUCCCAACAUCCAGGUGUUAUUUUGGGCUGGAAUAGUCAUAGAAGGCUCCAUGGAGGAGGUAGAAGGUGACUUGACUUCAAAGGGUAGAUAGGAUUUAGCUAAACAAAAACUGUAGGAUGGAUGGGCUUAGGAAUGGCAUUCAGGUUGAGAAAAUUAGCAUGGGAAAGGCAGCAGAGACAGAACAGAGUAUAGUGGGACUAUGAGGAGACCUGCCUGACAGGUACCAAAGAAUGGGAAUACUCAUAUAGGGGAGGCCUUGAAUGCCAAACAAAAGAGUUUGGCCAUUCUGAAUGGGAAGUAGGGAGUUAUUGCAGAUUCUAGAGCAGGGUGAUGUCCUGCUGAAAACAGAAUUUCAUGACAAUUCGUAUGUUGGUGCCAUGACAGACUCCAGGCACGCCAGCAACCUAAGAGGAAUGCUCUCUCAUCCAGAAGUAACUCCCUUGUAUUCACUUUAGGAAAGAAGCUCCCCAUGCCACCUAAGGGUGGGGUGAGAAGGUGUCAAAAGUCAGAGCAGCCGGUAUGUGGUGUGGGGGAAAGCUGAGAGCAGCCAGGGCUGCUCUUGUCCAAGCCCUGCCUGGACAACUCCAAGUAUCCAGAAGAAGAUGAUACAGAGGACUGAAAGUCAGGAGACCUGAGUUCGAAUCCUGUGUGACCUACUAAUAUACUGUGUGGUGAAAACUUAUUGAGCUGCUUUCAUGUUCUUGCCCUGUGCUAGCUCACCCCAUGGAGAAGGCAGAGAAAUUGAGUCAAGAGUACUGUAACCUCCAGGACCUUCUAGCCUAGUUGGGGGGGAGGGGAAGAUGCCCACACAUAAGUGUCAAAAUAGAGCAGUUUAGGCUAAUGAAGGGGUGAAGACAAGAAGGGCAGGAGGAGAAAAUAGCCCAAAGUGGGUUGAGGAGAUCAGGGAAGGCUUCCUGGAGGAAGCAAGACAACAUGAGCUUAGCUCUUCAAAACAGGCAAUAUUCAGAUAAGUUGAGAAGGAGAAGGCUGCAGAAGUAUGAGCUGGGGAAGAGACAACGAGGAACCUAGCCUGACUGGAGCAGGGGGUACAUGUGGGUCACAGGGAGGAGACAUCAGGAUUCAAUUAUGGCUAAAAUGAAAUGAUAGGGAGGAGAGUGCUUUAAAAAAAGCAGGUGUGUGGGGCAGCUAGGUGGCACAAUGGAUAAAGCACCAGCCCUGGAUUCAGGAGGACCUGAGUUCAAAUCCAGCCUCAGACACUUGACACUAGCUGUGUGACCCUGGGCAAGUCAUUUAACCUUCAUUGCCCUGCAAAAAUAAAUAAAUAAAUAAGUUUUUUUUUUUUUAAAGAGAGAGAGUAUCCAGAGAAUUCUGAUCUAGCUUUUGGAGAAUCAGAAUACUAAACUGGUCCAGGAAUCCGUAUGAAGUGGGGAUGGGGGUGAUCAUGGGAGUUGUCUGGUCAAUUCAAUUGAGCAGACAAGGUGGUGAACUCCCUGAAGAGGUGAUAGACAUGGCCCUUGGCACUUCCUGGUUAGGGGGUUUCCCUUGUAGAAGAUGCAAAUCUCAAAGAAGAAGAAGAAGA
This is a messenger RNA of Dromiciops gliroides (monito del monte), 4639 nucleotides long. It is a transcript of the gene EFCC1, whose product is annotated as EF-hand and coiled-coil domain containing 1. Gene Ontology annotation, molecular function: calcium ion binding. The record is from RefSeq and is a predicted model, not a curated record. The coding region runs from base 358 to 2340 and encodes 660 amino acids. The transcript has 8 exons. NCBI's taxonomy places the organism in Eukaryota, Metazoa, Chordata, Mammalia, Microbiotheria, Microbiotheriidae.